CCGGUACAAGGCGUUAGCUAACAAGUUAAAUACAGCAUGAACCAAACAUGGGCCCGACGCGCCUCGAGGACGGAGCAGAAGUAUUCAAACAAAGUGCUGAUAGGCAACUGGGCGGAAGAAAGACUUCAGUUCACCAGGGAGCCGCAGACGGCCGGCGGCACCGGUCGCAUUGACCACCGGCCCCACUGGGACGUCCGGCCAGACGUCUCCGAGAGAAGAUCCGCCCUGCUGAGAGCUGAGGGGCUUCCGUCCAAGCUGCUUUUUGGCCACGAUGACGCACCGUCCUCUCGCCGCUUGGUCACGCUUUAUGAGGAGAGCUACCGGCGCGAGCACGCCGACGCCCGGCCGCCGAACAGAUGCCUCUUACGGUUCCAAUUCAGUCACCGGGCCGUUAACUUCCUCUUCUGCCUCGACAGCUCUCGCAACCGGCGGUUCUGGCCCGCCCUCCUCCCGCCGACGACUACGUACGGGUCAGCGUACCAGAGGCACCCCGCCAGCGGCUACUGCCAGAACCGCUUUGCCAGGGCUCCACGAGCGCUCUCCAGCCACCUCCACGCAGCCAAUCACAUCCACAGGGACCUGGAUCUGAGGCGCCGCUCGCUGCUGCAGGUCCCGGAUCGCUGUUGGAGUCCGCUUCCACGGACGGGCCUCGCGUGCGACGCGGUCGUUCCUCGCGCGUGCGUUCCUCUUUUGUAUUAG
This is a messenger RNA of Pseudoliparis swirei, 699 nucleotides long. RefSeq names its product cilia and flagella associated protein 107 (gene cfap107). Lineage: Eukaryota; Metazoa; Chordata; Actinopteri; Perciformes; Liparidae. The transcript has 4 exons. The coding region runs from base 37 to 699 and encodes 220 amino acids. The record is from RefSeq and is a predicted model, not a curated record.